AUGGAGCUCUUCAGACCCGCCCCUGAGCCCGCGACCCCUCUGGGUCGCUACCGCAUCCUCUCCUCAACAGCAGGAGUCCGGGUCUCACCCCUCCAGCUAGGCGCCAUGUCAAUCGGUGAUGCCUGGAGCCAAUUCAUGGGCAGCAUGAACAAAGAGCAAUCUUUCGCCCUGCUAGACGCCUUCGUGGCAGCCGGUGGCAACUUCAUCGACACAGCCAAUAAUUACCAGAACGAGCAAUCAGAAGCCUGGAUUGGCGAAUGGAUGACAGCCCGCAAGAACCGCGACCGAAUGGUUAUCGCCACAAAAUUCACAACCGAGUACCGCAGCCAUGAAGUCGGCAAAGGCAUGACCCCCAACGCCAGCGGAAACCACAAGCGCAGCAUGAUCCUCAGCGUGCGAGACUCCCUCCGCAAACUGCAAACAGACUUCAUCGACGUCCUCUACCUCCACUGGUGGGACCACACCACCUCGAUCGAGGAAAUCAUGGACUCCCUCCACAUCCUGGUUGAGCAGGGCAAAGUCAUGUACCUCGGUAUCUCAGACUCGCCCGCGUGGGUCGUAUCCGCCGCGAACACAUACGCCCGCGCACACGGCAAGACACCCUUCUCCGUCUACCAAGGCCGAUGGAACGUGAUGCGCCGCGAUUUCGAGCGCGACAUCCUGCCUAUGGCCCGGUACUUCGGAAUGGCUCUGGCACCAUGGGAUGUACUUGGUAGCGGGCACUUCCAGACAGCAAAGCAGCUCGAAGAGCGAAAGAAGAAGGGUGAAAGUCUGCGCAAUGUGAUGGGUGGUGAGCAGACGGAGGACGAGAGAGUUAUGUCGGAGGCCUUGGCGAAGGUUGCAGCGGAGCAUGGGAUUGAGUCUGUGACUGCGAUUGCGUUAGCGUAUGUGCUUUGCAAGGCGCCUAAUGUAUUCCCGCUUGUUGGCGGGCGCAAGAUUGAGCAUUUGCACGAUAAUAUUCAGGCAUUGUCCAUUCGGUUGACGGAUAAGCAGAUUGAGUUCUUGGAGUCGGCGAAGAAUUUUGACCCUGGAUUCCCUCAUGACUUUAUUGGCACUGAUCCCAAGCACAAUGGUGGUCAUUCUGCUGUGCUUGUGUCUUCUGCUGGCCCUAUUGACUAUGUGCAGGGACCUAGUGCUAUUGGAUAUGAGCCUACUAACUAG
This is a messenger RNA of Penicillium antarcticum, 1161 nucleotides long. RefSeq names its product putative aryl-alcohol dehydrogenase Aad14. The record is from RefSeq and is a predicted model, not a curated record. Bases 1 to 1161 code for a protein of 386 amino acids. NCBI's taxonomy places the organism in Eukaryota, Fungi, Ascomycota, Eurotiomycetes, Eurotiales, Aspergillaceae. The transcript has a single exon.